CCCAAAAUCAAUGACUUUUCACUUUCAAACCUCAAUAUUUUCAUUUUCUUGUAAGAUAUUCACCCAAAAUAAUUACAUGUUGUAAAUUUUUGUAAUUCUAUGAAUUUUACUGUUAAUUCUGAAAAACCCUGAAAAUAUUGAGAGUCUUUGAUUUCUUCAUUUAUGGCUGCUGAAGAAGAGAAAACCAAGAGACAGAGAUUUUACAUUGAACUUAAACAUGGUGAAACAACCAUUGUUUCUUGGAAGAAGUUACUCAGAAAAGCAAAGGAGAAGGAUCAAUGUGGAUCCCGCUUACUUCCUUCUUCAACUGCUCUUGAAACUUCCAGAAGUGCUAUGGAUGGGAACCAUGAUGGCGGCCUGUACAAUGAUUCUUUCAUCAGGAAUAGAAGCGCCAAACAUAUAAAUAAAGCCGUAUCAUCAGAUUGCAUGCAGCCGGGAAAGGGCAGAGUAGAAGUGGCGAAAAUUGAAUGUGAAAAGAAUGACGGCCAUUCAUCAAUUAAACAUGCAGGAUGGGAGAGCUUGAGUGCAAAAGCCACUUCCAAGUCCAGCAAUCUGUUGGACGAGACCUUUAAACACUCUAGUUCACCUGCUGUGGUAAAAGAUCAUCGAUCCAAAGAGCUGCAAGCAUCUAGAAUGGAUGCCCCUGUCUUGACCUAUUCAAAGAAAUCUGCCAGAUUUUGCAGUAGAUCCAAGUGUCCACCUCUGAAUGCAAUUGACGGGGAUGCUUCUAUGUUUCCGUUGAAUACAACACAUAAUGUCCUGCAAAAGACUCAGAAGAUACCUUCUGAGAAAAUGAAAGUAGGAGUUGGAGGUGAUUUGUCUAACAUUGUGAGUCAGAACUUUGAGGGUAGAUGUGUUCCUGUGAAAAACAGCCCUACAUCUGGGAUAUUGUUGCAUGAUAAAAUACCUUCCAAAAGUUGGCAUAAUGACAAGAGUGGUGAAUAUAGGGGACUCGAUGCUAUUUUACCAGGCUACAAGUCUUCAUUGAAAGAUUCAACGAGUACCAAAGUAUCUGAAAACUGUGGCGUAAAAGAUGUUAUUUCACCGGGCUACAAGCCUUCAUUGAAUAAUGCACUUGUAGGGUUAUGGCCUGAAGGAGUAAUGGAUCACCAUACUUUGACAGAAGCAAUGAGCAGAGCAAAAAGUAGAAGAGCAAUAGCUGAUAAAAAUCCGGUUCGAAACAUGGUGGAUGAUGUUUCAAGAAAUUUCAGUCGUAUUCCUUGCCAGAAGAGGAAAGUUACUGAUUCGAGCAACAUCAGUAAUCCCAUUCCUUAUUGUCCCAGAAAGAUAGCUCCUAAGAAGCCAUUAAUAGAGCAGCCUAUCUUUCAAAGCAAGAGUUCUUGUCCAUUUCCAAAGAAUGUGAAACUGACUUUUAAGCAGAAGCAGCAGAUCCCAGAGAAAACAAAUAUGAAAGUCAGAUUCCUUUUGAAGCAGGAGCAUGAAACUAUCAAAUCUAACGCGCAAGUCGCCAAAGACACAUUGGAUCACUCAAGAACUGCUGCUUCUCUGAUGUGCAAUCAACCAGUUUGAUAUGCAUGCACAUCCUGUAAAUAAUGCAUAUAUUUCUCAAAGAACAGCUAUCUUCGUAGUAAUCGAUUAGGCUAAUGAUAUCCCUCCGGACAACACCAUGCAUAAUUUAGGUUGGAAAUGUAAGUCUAGGGGGAAGUUUUGGCCUUUUUUUUUCUUCGUUUUCGCUAACGGCAGCUUUGUGAUUCCCCCUCCCUUACAGUUGUCCUGGCUGGGAAAUUUUUGGUGGUCUAGUAAUCUUAUGAUUAUGAGUCUUGGGAGUUGGGACUCUUUUGAAGCUUUAAUCUAUAUUCUGUUUAUUAAACAAUUAAAAAAAAAAAAACCACUAAAACCUUAAGUUAAGGUGUAGUUAC
Chenopodium quinoa (quinoa) is the source of this 1880-nucleotide messenger RNA. RefSeq lists its product as uncharacterized. Lineage: Eukaryota; Viridiplantae; Streptophyta; Magnoliopsida; Caryophyllales; Amaranthaceae. Bases 163 to 1530 code for a protein of 455 amino acids. The transcript has 5 exons. The record is from RefSeq and is a predicted model, not a curated record.